AACAAGCUGAUCUUUUUAGUUCCUAGUUAGCAGGGCAAAGAUGGCAGAGAGCGGUUACGAGUCGGUGAUAUGUGUAAAGCCGGAGGUGCACGUCUACCGCAUCCCGCCGAGGGCGACGAACCGGGGCUACAGGGCUGCAGACUGGAAGCUGGAUCAGCCGUCAUGGAGUGGGAGAAUGAGGAUAACCGCGAAGGGGAAGAUUGCAUACAUUAAACUGGAGGAUAAAACAUCAGGGGAGCUGUUUGCCCAGGCACCAGUAGAGCAGUACCCAGGGAUCUCGGUGGAGAGUGUCACUGACUCCAGCAGAUACUUUGUCGUUCGCAUCGAAGAUGGAAACGGACGGCACGCUUUUAUUGGGAUUGGAUUUGUGGAUCGAGGGGAUUCCUUCGACUUUAACGUAGCGCUUCAGGAUCAUUUCAAAUGGGUGCGGCAGGAGGGAGAGCUGGCCAAGCAAGCGCAGAGCGGGGAGAACGCUGGCCCCAAACUGGACCUCGGCUUCAAGGAGGGACAGACAAUCAAAAUCAACAUUGGGAAUAUAAAGAAAAAAGAAGACAAAACAUCUAAGUCCCGACCAGCAGGCAGUGGCUUUUUACCCCCUCCCCCUGGUGGCAAGGGUCUUGGUAUGAUCCCACCUCCAGCAAGCCAACCCCCUGGACUGAUUCAGCCCCCUCUAUCUCAGCCGCCACUGACGUCUACUUCAGCAGACAUGCUAUUUGAUCGCAGCCCCCCGGCCCCCUCCAGCAGUGGGACUGAUUUGUGGGGUGACUUCGCCGCUGCCCCCAGCUCAGCUCCUGGUCAGACCUCUCAGACUCCAAACUGGGUCCAGUUUUAAUGGAUCCCAGAUUUCCAGUUUCCUCGCCACAUUCCCAGGAUGAGGGGCUUGUUUGCAGUGAGGACCAGCGUUUUUACUGCCGGUCGGCGCUGUGGGAUUGGGGAUCAGAUUUGGAGCACUUCUAUUCUGGUAUCGCUCCAGUUAACUUGGUGUUCACUUUUGUGUUUUACGUGGUCCAGCCCAAACCGAAUCUGUAGUUCAAAGGAGAAGUUCACUUUCUACUAUAAAUCAAGGUAAAACGAGUCCUGGGAAAAGAGUUUAGGAAGAUACCAUCUGGAAAAAUGCAUUGCAUAAUACAAAUAUAAACCAGCCAGUAUCACUUCGUGGAAAUGUUCCCUCUUCCAACUAAACACUUUCAAUUAAAAUGAAUGAUUGCCAAGCUUUUCUGCAGUCAUUUAACACAAGGUACUUUCAGUCUGGAUCAACAAUUGCAUUUUCUAUAGAAAAUCAACACAAAGCGAACUGAACCAGCUUCGGCCCCAGAGUGAACCAGUCCCAAUGGAACAGACGUCUUUUUUUCUCAGAUACUGGGAGCCUCUCUGCUGGUAUCUUAAUCCUGUUUCCUGAUUCCAGGGAAUUCCUUUAACUUUCAUUCCAUCCCCACGUCCCUUUCCCAAAAAAAACUAAAACAAUUUUACACGCAGGCAUUACAGCUGUGGAUCGCGUAUUGUAUGCUCUCAAAACAUGUUCUGCGCAUGUUCAAAAUCAAUCUGUUAUAUUGAAGCUUUGAGUCCACUAAAAAGAAUCCAUUCUGAUGGUGUGAGACAGCUGUGCUUGUUUGAAGGACAGAAACCUCACUGUCGAUCGCAUGUUACAGUAUUCUAAAUUGACAUUUAAAUAUAUUCAUGUGUAUCACAGUGCAUUUUAUAUAUAUUUUUUAUCUUCCAGAAUAUUUUUUUAAAUAUGCUGAAAUAUCUAAAAGUCAUAUGAAAUGUGUUAAUGUGUUUUAAUCCAAGGCAGCGAUCUUUGAGCAUGACAGCACCUUAUCACGACUGUGUAAAAUGACAGUGUGUGUGUUUGUCUUGAAAUGUUUUGCAAAGAGGCUUAGGAAGGUAUUACACUUUCUAAGCUGAAAUAGCGCUGAGGAUGCAAUUUAGUAUUCCAGGAAUGUGCAGUCCCCAGGCCUAAAGUAAGAGAUCUGUGUAUUGUAGAAACUGGAAACUAUACAAAUAAGCAAAUUAGAGGAAAACAUUAUAGGGUUUUUUUGGUUCAAUUUCUACUAAUUCCUCUAACUACAGUAAAGCGUGGUUUGGGAUAGGCGCCACAAUGUGGGCUUUCCCUAAUGCAGUUCAGUGUUCUGACUUGAAUGAGCACAUGCAGUCUUUUCGCUUGUUUCGUACACCUUGCUUGUUAUUUUAUGGGGUUGGGGGGGAUCUUUGAAUUUCUUCCAAACCCUGCAACCUUAGCUCUUGCAAGUGCCUUUACUUUAUUUCAAUACUAAAGCUGUGUUUCUGAAACAGUCUAAGCCCUUUUUUAAUUAAACUAUUCCCAGACCCAGUCAUCCCUGUUUUUAAUGAUGGAAUUACUGAUCUAAAUACUGCUACUGUUAAAAUAGGCCUGCUUGCCAAAGUAAUGAGAAGUGAUGUGCUUUUGGGUGUCGUCGGAGUGUUGUGUGUUUGUUUUUUCUUAUUAAAAAAAAAAGAAAAAAGUUAAAUGGGGACUUAAUAGAGGAAUUCUGCUGUAAAUUGAAUUUUCAUAGCAGUACCAGUGUUCUGUCCUGUACAUGAGUUUUAUGAAGCUACUUUUUAAAGUAAAAAACCCAAAGCUUGCAGCUACUUCUGAGGCCCAACAUCUAAAAAAUAGAGCAUUCUGCAUGUUCUAAAAUGUCACUUAUUCUACAUUUGAGGUGUGCAGCCCAAUGCUAAAUUGUAAUUAAGUGGUAGAUUAUAAAAUUACUAUGCACUGACCCAUUUAAUUUUUUUAUUUGACUCUAAAUGGCCUGUUUAUCUAUUCAUCCACGACAUUCAUUCCCAAAUUCCAGUGACAGAUUUCAGUUUUUUUUUUUUUUUUUUGUGGUGCUGCAGCUGAUGGACCAGCCGACACACGGCGUUGCACUAGAUCACGUUUUAUGUAUAUAUGUACAAUCCACUGAGUGCGGUGUGCAGCAGUGGUAAUGUGGGAGCUUGUUGUAAAAACAAUUUGUGGUUCUUCAUGUGUUGGAUAUUUAGCAGGCCAGCGCAUUGGUUAACAGCCAGAUCAGAGUACCUUCCUGUGAAUGCGGCUCUCCACUAUCUCCUGUGUCCACGGCGUUUUGGCUCACUUUGUAGUGAUGUUGCAUUUUGUCAUGUGACCGGGUCUUAUAAGGAAUGUACCUGUUUCACAUUUGCAGUUUUAUCAAGAUCUUCUGAACUGCUUACUCAGUUGGAAUAACAUUUGAUGUAGGCAUUCCUUAGCACAAGUUAUUGAUGGUACAAGACUUUUUGAAUGGGUUUUGGGCUAAUGACUUCUGAAGUUAGUACCCAAAUGUAAUUUUGCGAGCACAUGCUACAGCCUGCUUGUCUGAGAAACUACUUUUCCAUUAUUGAUGAAACUACAGAACUUCUUUUGAGAUGCUUAUCAUGCUAUGGUUGUGUAAUUGAAUGUGAAGGCAGGUCCACUAAUGCUUUUUAAAUGCUCCUAUAAUAUGUUUUUUGUAACACAUUAUUCGUGAAGUUGGGUUUACUGGGUGGGUGGGUUUGGGGGCUGUCUUUAUUACUCAAGUGCCUUUCAGGGUUUUUUUGCAUGGACUGUUAAAACCAGCUGCUGAACGGGAUACCAUAGGUUGUAAAUAAAGAAUGUUGUCUUACCUGUCAAA
Messenger RNA from Polyodon spathula (Mississippi paddlefish), 3626 nucleotides. RefSeq names its product adaptin ear-binding coat-associated protein 2-like. The coding region runs from base 41 to 832 and encodes 263 amino acids. The transcript has 8 exons. Gene Ontology annotation, cellular component: clathrin vesicle coat; membrane. Lineage: Eukaryota; Metazoa; Chordata; Actinopteri; Acipenseriformes; Polyodontidae. The record is from RefSeq and is a predicted model, not a curated record. Gene Ontology annotation, biological process: endocytosis.